CAGGAUAUCAUAUGUAUCGCUAACGUCCAGCACAAUUGUAUCGAUGCGAAAUGCACGGACCUCUCUACCAAGCGUCUAUGGCAAGAACGGACCCAAACGGACCGAACAUCAAGCAUCGUGAAGCACCAAAUAUCACCGCACUAUCUCCUCAACAUGUUCUCCAUUCACAACUACCAGCAUCUUCAUUCUCUUCUCCCGGAAUCCCUCUCCGAGACGCCA
Molecule: messenger RNA, 219 nt
Organism: Suillus clintonianus
Lineage: Eukaryota; Fungi; Basidiomycota; Agaricomycetes; Boletales; Suillaceae
Exons: 1
Source: RefSeq, a predicted model, not a curated record